AUGCUGGGCCAGGUUGAUGCCUCCCUGGACGACGUCUUCGAGGAGGUCCUGGCGUUCCUGGCGAGCCCCGCCAGCUCGGACCCCAACGCGGUGCUGGCCAUGGCCAUGAAGCUGGGGGAGACCAACUUCCGCGUAAUGGCGCUGCUGGACAAGGGCCACACCGGAAGAUUUGGCCACCCCGAGCCCAGCCCCGUGCGUCUGACUCCCAUCAAGGGCAAGGCCAUCCUCAUCAGCGGCCACGACAUGCAGGACCUCCACGACCUGCUGGUUCAGACCGAGGGCACCGGCAUCAACGUCUACACCCACGGAGAGAUGCUGCCCGCUCACGGCUACCCUGGCCUCAAGAAGUUUGACCACCUGGUGGGCAACUUUGGCGGCGCAUGGUACAAGCAGAAGAAGGAGUUCGCGGAGUUCCCCGGCGCGAUCCUCAUGACCACCAACUGCAUCAUGCCCACCGCCGGCACCUCCUACGCCGACCGCAUCUUUACCACCGGCGAGGUCGGCGUGACCGGCAGCCCCCACAUCCCCACCAAGGACUUCAGUGCCCUCAUUAAGUGCGCCCAGGAGCUCCCCGGCUUCACCUACGAGCCCGAGGAGCCCAAGUUCGUGACCACCGGCUUUGGCCAUGAGGCCACCCUGGGGGCUGCAGGGCUGGUGCUGGACGCCAUCAAGAACAAGCAGCUGUCCCACAUCUUCCUGGUGGGCGGCUGCGACGCCCCCGAGCCCUCCCGCAAGUACUACACCGAGGUGGUCAGGUCUCUGCCGCAGGACACCAUGGUGCUGACCCUGGGCUGCGGCAAGUACCGCUUCUACGACCAGGACAUGGGCACCCUGCCCAACGGCCUGCCGCGCCUGCUCGACAUGGGUCAGUGCAACGACGCGUACAGUGCGCUGGUGGUGGCCACGGAGCUGGCCAAGGCACUGGACACCGACGUCAACGCGCUGCCCCUCUCACUGGACAUCAGCUGGUUCGAGCAGAAGGCGGUGGCCGUUCUCCUGACGCUGCUGCACCUUGGCGUGAAGAACAUCCGCCUCGGCCCUAACCUGCCCGCCUUCCUCACCCCCCAGGCCACCCAGAUCCUUGUGGACACCUUCAACAUCAUGCCAGCUGACACCAAGAACCCUGCGGCCGAGGUGGAGCGCAUGAUGGCUGGCACGGGUGAGAUCGAGCGCCGCAGGUGA
This is a messenger RNA of Monoraphidium neglectum, 1182 nucleotides long. RefSeq names its product hydroxylamine reductase. The transcript is spliced from 12 exons. Gene Ontology annotation, molecular function: peroxidase activity; hydroxylamine reductase activity; iron-sulfur cluster binding. NCBI's taxonomy places the organism in Eukaryota, Viridiplantae, Chlorophyta, Chlorophyceae, Sphaeropleales, Selenastraceae. Gene Ontology annotation, cellular component: cytoplasm. Bases 1 to 1182 code for a protein of 393 amino acids. Gene Ontology annotation, biological process: response to hydrogen peroxide. The record is from RefSeq and is a predicted model, not a curated record.